Messenger RNA from Rhizopus microsporus ATCC 52813, 1698 nucleotides. RefSeq names its product coth-domain-containing protein. Bases 115 to 1698 code for a protein of 527 amino acids. The record is from RefSeq and is a predicted model, not a curated record. The transcript is spliced from 3 exons. Lineage: Eukaryota; Fungi; Mucoromycota; Mucoromycetes; Mucorales; Rhizopodaceae.
GUUAUAUUUGUAGCAUAUCUACUGUUUUCUAAGCUUGUAUACUGUGGACAAAAUUAUACCUCAACUAUAGAAUACAAUGUCAUUGCUUUACUCAAUCAGACUAUCUUCAGCUCUAUGGUUGUUGUAGUUGACAACACCACUUAUGUUUUAGAGCCCAAUGAUACUUUCCCCAUCAUUUACUCUGCCAUAGCCCCGCCUGCUCAAUCUGGCUACUUUUAUGCCAAAAUCUAUAGCAGUAAUGAUAGUAUGCUCACAGAGUCCUUUGUCCGUCAACCCAUCAGCCAGGACACGCCUCAUGAGUUCUUCAAUCGGACCUGGAACACGCACGAAAGUAAAAAGCUACCACAGGUCUAUGAACCCUUGGAUGACAUCCAUCGUAUUAAAUCCAAUCUUCACAGAGAAAAUGAAAUACCCACGAUUCAUAUUGUCGGAAACCAGUUAGAACUAGACGAGAUGAACCACAACACCACAGCUGACAUUUCUGUAAAGAUAAACAUGACCUAUGUCUCGCUCUAUGAUGCCAUGAAUUUUGAAGAUGUAAAGGUCUCAUUGGCAGGUCAGAGUACUCGAAGCUUAUCCAAAGUGUCGUAUAGCCUCAAGCUCAAAAAGAAAAAUCCUCUUUAUGGCUACAGGCAUAUCAAACUUCGUUCACUGGCCAUGGACUCUAGCUACAUGCGUGAACAAUUAGCUUAUGAUAUGCUCAAAUCCGUUGGCCUUGCCUCCAUGAAGUUUUCCUAUGCUCGCGUAUUUAUGAACGAACAAGAGCUAGGUCUGUUUGGUCUGGUUGAUACAUUCAAAAAUCCUUGGCUUGCAAAUGUAUUCGCCAAUGGAAGCUCUUCUUAUGAGAAUGGCUACCUUUAUCAAGGCGUCUUCCAGGGCAGUAAGCAAUACGAAGCUGAUCUUUCAUAUAUUGAUAACAUUACUGCCUACAAUGAUGGCGAGUACAAGGUCAAACAAAAAGCAUCGAAUGGAGAAAGUGAUAACUAUGAACCCUUGAUGAAAUUUACCAAGUUUAUCGCUGAUGCGCUUAACAAUGGAACAAAUGCAUUAAAUGAAUGGAAUAGUAAGCUCGUUGUUGAUUCUUUUCUUCGAUCCGCUGUCAUGGAAAUCUUGAUCGGUAACUCUGAUGGUUAUUUGGCCAAUGCAAAUAACUACUUUCUCUACCAAAAGCCUGAUAACGGCACCUUUUUUUAUAUCCCUGCUGAUAUGGACCUGACACUAGGAAAUGGUAAAAACGACCUUGAUGACACAUGGAGUGGUAAUUAUAGCACCUUUCCAGGAAUGUCCAAACGGCCAUUGAUAACGCAUAUAAUGGCUGUACCCGAGUUUAAGCAGAAAUUUGAACAGCUUCAUAAAGAUAUUAAUUCCAGACUAAUUAACCCAAACGUAUCCUAUUCUCGUAUCGAUGAUAUUGUAGAUAUGAUAAAAGAAGAUGUCGACUGGGAUAAGACCUUGCCUCGUGUAAACUCGAAUGGUGCAAGUUCUGUUCCUCUUGGUCAAAAUGGUAACGUCAAUAAUCAAACCAUACCAUCUGCUAUGCCAUCAAUGGCUGUUCAAGGAAACUCUACUGGUAUACUUCAAGGCAUACAAAACAUGACGGCGAUGCCUGAAAAUAAAGGCAAUAUGGGCGCCUCUGUAAGCGUGAAAGAAUGGCUUGCUGGUGUUUAUCAAAAUACAACUAGUUUUUACUCCAAGUGA